AUUACUGAUGUUUGCAAAUGUAUAUAGUAGAUGCUAAUAAAAGGUAGUGAAAAGCGAUGUUACUAUUGUUUGUUCAGAUGAUUUGACUAAUUGAAUCGACAUGCGUCUAUAUGACAUUUUUAAACUAAAUUUUAUCAAUUGAUACCUAUUCCAAGAAUUUUUUAAAAUUUUCCCCAUCCUUUUACAGUACACUAUUUGGAUUUAAUUAAAUGUCAACAUCUUCUGGAAGUGGAAGUAGACGUAAUCGGUUGAAUCUUACACUUCCGAGUUCUGCUAUCCAAUCAUCAGAUAAUUGUUCUACAACAGAUAAAAAAUCUGAAGAACCUGUCACAAAUGCCGAGUUGAAUAAAUCUUCAGAUAGUUUACAAGAAUCAUUACAAAGGAAUGGAACUUCAAAAGCUACAUCAUUAUCAGAUAAAUUGGAUGAUAAUAAUAAUCUAACGAAUUCAUCUCAGCCUGUGAAAACAUCUCAACAAACUAGUAUCUAUCGACCAAGUGCUCAUCAUUCACAUCCACAUUCUGUGCAUCGUAGAAUCCCACCACCACUCACAGAUCUUCGUUUGUCUCCAAAGAAAACCCAUACGCCGUCAAACGAUAAUCUAUUUAGCCCGAGAGGCGAUCGAAACAAUGAACAUCGUUAUUCAAAUAGGAUCAGCACAGGACCUGUUGAUGUUGCUGAAGUUUUAAAACAAUUAGCAAUACAAGAUUUAGAUGAUAAUCAACGACGUCGAUUAAGUGCAUUUGUAGCAGAUAAACAAAAAAUUGGUGAAUUACAUCCAGAAGAUUUUGAAAAAUUAAAUGAAUUAGGUAAAGGUAAUGGUGGUGUAGUUAGUCGUGUACGUCAUACAACAACUGGUUUAAUUAUGGCUAAAAAAAAUAUUCAUUUAGAAAUUAAACCAAUUGUUAAAACACAAAUUAUACGUGAAUUACAAGUAUUACAUGAUUGUAAUUCACCUUACAUUGUUGGUUAUUAUGGUGCAUUUUUUGCUGAUGGUGAUAUUAGUUUAUGUAUGGAAUACAUGGAUGGUGGAAGUUUAGACAUUGUUCUAUUACAUGCUGGUCGUUUACCUGAACCAAUUGUUGCUAAAAUAUUAUAUUCUGUAAUACGUGGUCUAGUUUAUUUACGUGAAGUAUUACAUAUUAUACACAGAGACGUCAAACCAUCCAACAUCCUUGUAAAUCGUACAGGUGAUGUGAAAUUAUGCGAUUUCGGUGUAAGUGGUCAACUGAUCGAUUCUUUGGCUAAUUCAUUUGUUGGCACAAGAAGUUACAUGGCACCGGAACGUUUAACAGGUGAACAAUACAAUACAUUAAGUGAUGUAUGGAGUUUGGGUUUGUCAUUAGUUGAACUGGCAACUGGUCGAUACCCGAUUCCAGCGAUUGAAGAUGAAAACGUUUAUUUAAGCGCUUUCAGUUCACAUCGAGAUGUAAACUUGGAACAACAUUUAGAAGCAGCUAAAGAAGGGAAGCCACUUCCUGCUGUCAACAGUCCAAGUUCCGGUCCAAUGGCAAUAUUUGAACUUUUAUCCUAUAUUGUAGAUCAACCACCACCUCGUUUACCAAAAUUUUGCUUCUCUGAUGAUUUUAUCGAUUUAGUUGAUUCAUGUCUUCGACGUCCAGCUAGUGAUCGACCUUCUUUAGAAAAUCUUUUAAAGCAUAGAUUUGUUGUAACAGCAGCUGGUGCAUGUCCAUCAGGUAAUGUUCAACGUCAAAGUACAGUAAUAGAUAUUCGACAAACAGGUGGAAUUGUUGAUUCAAAUCAAUUUGAAGAUCCAAUUAAUAUUGGACAUUAUCUUUCUUCUGUAUUACCAUCAAUGUCAAAUGAUGAUGGAACUAAUCAAAGUUCUUUUUAA
Schistosoma intercalatum is the source of this 1853-nucleotide messenger RNA. Lineage: Eukaryota; Metazoa; Platyhelminthes; Trematoda; Strigeidida; Schistosomatidae. The record is from the annotation of a GenBank genome assembly.